This is a messenger RNA of Papaver somniferum (opium poppy), 1011 nucleotides long. RefSeq lists its product as uncharacterized. Bases 1 to 1011 code for a protein of 336 amino acids. The transcript has 3 exons. The record is from RefSeq and is a predicted model, not a curated record. NCBI's taxonomy places the organism in Eukaryota, Viridiplantae, Streptophyta, Magnoliopsida, Ranunculales, Papaveraceae.
AUGGAGAGAGUAUUUGGUAACUAUGGAGAAAGCUAUGCAAUGAGCCCUGAGUGUUGCAACCAGAUACUAAAGAGGAAUCCAGGUAGCAUUGCUAGUGUUGCAACAGAUGAAAGUGGUAAGUUCAAGCACCUAUGUGUAGCUUAUAAGUGUUCAUUGGAUGGUUUUAAGAAUGGUUGUAGGCCUAUUCUAGGUUUAGAUGGGUGUUUCCUUAAAGGUAAAUAUGGUGGUAUGUGUUUGUCUAUCAUGUCAUUAGAUGCAAACAAUGGAUUGUUUCCCAUUGCUAUUUUCUUGUGUAGAAAAGAAAACAAGGAUAAUUGGACUGAGUUUCUUAGGAUUAUGGCCCCAUAUUUGAAACUACAUCCUAGAACACUUACAUUAAUCAGUGAUAGGGAGAAAGGUCUUAUAUCAGCUGUUGAAACAAACUUUAGUGAUGUAAACCAUCACCAUAAGUACUGUUUUCGACAUAUGUAUAAGAACUUCAAGAGAUAUCACUCAGGCAAGCAUCUAGAGGCACUUGCAUGGAAUGCAGCUAGGUCUUAUGUGAAGGAAGACCAUGAUAUUGAAAUCAGUAAGAUGAGAGAUUUAAGACCUGAGGCGGUGGAUUAUCUACAUAAAGAAGAUUCAGCACAGUGGGGAAGAGCUUUUUUUGAUACUUCAUCAAGUUGUGAGCAUAUAACUUCAAACUUCUGUGAAGCCUUUAAUGCUUGGAUUUUGGAUAUAAGAGGAUUGCCAUUAUGCAAGUUUCUUGAGAAAUAUCAUCUUAUGGUGACAAGGUUUUGGGAUGUCACUGGGAUACCUUGUGAACAUGCAAUCAAUGCCUUUUUCUUUAACAAGAAUGCAGACUGGAAAGAGUUGCUUGAUGAAUACCACUUUGUGGCCAAGUACAGAGAAACUUAUGAAGGAAUGGUUGGUCCAAUGGAUAAUGAAUCAAAGUGGAAGAAAAAAGAAGACAUAGAACACAGGGUUUCACCACCUCCAUUUGAACCUCAAAAGGGAAGACCUAGGACAUAA